Cuculus canorus (common cuckoo) is the source of this 693-nucleotide messenger RNA. RefSeq names its product C-factor-like. Lineage: Eukaryota; Metazoa; Chordata; Aves; Cuculiformes; Cuculidae. The record is from RefSeq and is a predicted model, not a curated record. The transcript has 6 exons. Bases 1 to 693 code for a protein of 230 amino acids.
AUGGCUGCACUGGCUUGGAGCGUCCUGGUGACAGGGUCCAACCGGGGCAUUAGGCUGGAGCUUGUGAGGCAGCUUGCCACCUGCCCCCAGCCCCUCCAGCACAUAUUUGCCACCUGCCAUGAACCCAGGGGUCCAAGGGGGAAGGCCCUGCGAGAAUUAGCUGCCCAGCACCCCAGCAUCAAACUGGUCCAGCUAGAUUCAGAUAACAGCCCAAAUCUUUCAUUACACGCCACACUGCGCUCCCUGGAUUCACAGCAGAUGCUCUCUGUGUUUGCCACCAAUGUGGUUGGGCUGCUCCAGGUGGGCAAGAAAUUUCUGCCAUUCCUGGAGAAGGCAGCGAAGGAUGCAGGGAAGGAUGGGCUGAGCUGCAGCAGGGCUGUGGUCAUUAACAUCUCCACCAAAUUGGGCUUCAUUGGGUUGUGCCUCAGCGUGCCGCAGGCCCCAAUGUAUCCAUACCAUGCCAGCAAGGCUGCCCAGAACAUGGUAAUGAGGUGCAUGGCUGUGGAGCUCCAAGACAAGGAGAUCUUGUGCACAGCCCUCCAUCCUGGCUGGGUGAAGACCGACACGGGGACCGACAAGGCACCCCUGACGGUGGAUCACAGCGUGCGGGGCGUCCCGGCCGUGCUGGCCAGCCUUUCGCAGGACACCUCCGGCGCCUUCCUUGACUGGGAAGGCAACAGCCUGCCCUGGUGA